This is a messenger RNA of Xenia sp. Carnegie-2017, 1536 nucleotides long. RefSeq lists its product as uncharacterized. NCBI's taxonomy places the organism in Eukaryota, Metazoa, Cnidaria, Anthozoa, Malacalcyonacea, Xeniidae. Gene Ontology annotation, molecular function: protein binding. Bases 178 to 1287 code for a protein of 369 amino acids. Gene Ontology annotation, cellular component: cytoplasm. The transcript is spliced from 3 exons. The record is from RefSeq and is a predicted model, not a curated record.
CGGAAGAUACCGUAAAAUACCUGUUCUCGGAAUAGCAAAUUAUUGAACAUUUGUUACUUUCUAUACAAAGGAAAAAAUGGUGCUGUUUAAAUUUCUUGAAAUUUUAAGUACAAAGUCUGUACUUCGCAAAAAUUUAUUAUUGCGGCCAUUAGGAGAAGAUUAACAUGUUAUUGCACAAUGUUAUUUUCAUUGUUUGAAUUGGCGGCGAGCAAGUUUGUUAGAAAUGCUAGUUUGGUUUCAAGAUACUCCUCUUACAUACCUGCGCAUCUAUAUCCUUCUCUGCUGAAGAUAUCUAUAAGGAAUGGUUGUUUCUUAUCUACUCGAAUUUUCUAUUUAUAUUGGCCUUUCAAGGACUUUUCUUUCUCUUCCUGUGCGCUCUUUGGAGAGGAGAAUGCAAUACUACUGGCGAAAUGCCUCGAGAAAAAUCACACUGAAAUAUCACAGGUUGAUCUAACAAAUUGCCAAAUAGGUGUGCAUGGAACAAGGUGCUUUCUAUUGUUGGUGGCUGGAAAACCAUUACCAGAUGCAAAAAACUACCUGCCAAUUGACAUGAAGCCGAUUACGAGGCUUGAAUUGAGCAAAGUUGGGAGUAAUGUAAAAAUAUUAUCAAUAAAAAUAGAUUGUUAUGUGGACAGAGAUACAUGGCCCCUUUUGGAAGACAUCCUUGAACAAAAGGCAAAAGUUCACAAUCUUGUUGUUACUCAUUUUCGUGCUAUUGAAUUGCAUGAAGCUCAGAUUCAAUACAUCUUAAAGAUGUUGGGUAGAAUCCAGAACAAGGAACUAAAUGGUAUCAACAUAAGAUGCAAUUGGGUACGUGGAGGUAGUAGACUCCGGGGACACUUCAAGAAGUUCACAAAUCUAAGCUAUCUUAACUUAUCAAUGACUGCUUUAUACUGUAACAUUAUUCUUGAUAUCUUAAGGGAAAUCACUUCACCUUUGAAACAUUUGAAUUUAAAUGGCUGUAAUUUAAUGCGACAUGGUGACAAAUUAAGUGAAAUGGCAGGAUUGCCGUCUACUCAUAAAUUGGAAUACCUCCAGAUGGGAAGUAAUGGCAUAACGAGUAUAGAUAGUCUUUUGCCCUUGCUAAAAUGGUGCAAAGAAACAUUAGUCAAGCUCCGCCUGCAUGGAAAUCGUCUCAAAGAUGAUUCCAUACAGAAGAUAUUAUCAUUGUUUCGUCCACCUUUUUGUUUGGACGAAUUGCAUUUACAGGAAAACUUUUUCUCCGACGAUUCAAACAGUUUGCUGAAAAAUAUGACAAAGUUGUCUAAAACAACAGUACUUGUUUAAUUCAAUGCCAUGCUGAAGAACUCGUCAUCGAGGCUGACUUACUAAAGCCUUCAUCAGAGGAGGUCCUGGAUUUUUACUGGUCUUCGAACUGCAUUUGAAAAGCCUUCUUGGAACUUAAACCAAAAUGGAGAAUGUGAAUUUGUGCUGUCAGUAGGAGAUUCAUCAUCUGAAAGAUGAAACAGAGACCUGUUAACUUAUUUUACUCAUUUAUCAAAAAAUGGUUUUAAUGAAUUAAAUGUAGACAUUACC